UAGGGCUCGUUUGUGUCAAUGGAAGAGCUGCCUUAGAGGAGACACCUAGCGUAGUUUUAACGUCGGCCUCUUGUGGAAAGAGUUCAGGGCUCCUAAACAUGAUGUCAUUGGUGUGCGCCUUUUCUCACGUGUAUUCACCAGAAACAUGGCUGGGAGUGUUAAGAGACCGGAGCAGACUGGACCUGCAGAACUGUUUUACAAUGAAGUUGAAGCUAGAAAAUACACACACAACUCCCGUAUCAUAGAGAUUCAGUCCCAGAUGUCGGAGCGUGCUGUGGAACUCCUGUGCUUGACUGAGGAUCAGCCAUGUUACCUCCUGGAUGUGGGCUGUGGCUCUGGUCUGAGCGGGGACUACAUAACUGAACAGGGGCAUCACUGGGUGGGCAUCGACAUCAGUAACUCCAUGUUGGAUGUAGCAUUAGAGCGAGAAGUAGAAGGAGAUUUGAUCCUUGGGGAUAUGGGGCAAGGUAUUCCGUUCCGGCCUGGAACAUUUGAUGGUUGCAUCAGUAUUUCAGCCCUGCAGUGGCUUUGUAAUGCUGAUAAGAAGACACAUAAUCCUCCACGAAGGCUCUUUCGCUUCUUCUCCACUCUUUACUCUGCAUUGGCGCGAGGGGCUCGUGCAGUCCUCCAGUUGUAUCCUGAGAAUGCAGCGCAGCUAGAACUAGUAACUGCUCAGGCAAUGAGAGCUGGAUUUACUGGCGGUAUGGUAGUGGACUAUCCUAACAGUAGCAAGGCUAAGAAGUUUUUCUUGUGCCUGUUUGCAGGUGUAUCAGGAGCAUUGCCUAAGGGUCUGGGAGAGGAGUCAACAGAACAUGCAUCAAGACAUCAGGCAUCCUUUACCAAUGAGAGGAUGCGAUUUAAAAAUGUCCGGGGAAAAUCGGUAAAGAAAAGCAGAGAUUGGAUUCUGGAGAAAAAGGAACGACGCAGACGACAAGGAAAGGAAGUUCGGGCUGACACAAAAUUCAGUGCACGCAAGAGAAGACCUCACUUUUAAUAUAUUUACAGUGACUCCCUUCCUUGUGGGAAGACUUUGCAGUGGGCUACAUACAUAUAUGUAUUUGAGGACUGUGUGUGACCUAUAUAUGGACUUGCAGUGCCUUCCAGUCGUGGAGUAAAGACCUAGGAGUGUGUGCUGUGCUCAGCGAAGAUGAACCUGUCCUUGGUCCCCUCCACAAAUCAGUUUUAUGUCAACUACAGACAACUUCUAUAGUUAUUAAACUUCUAAUCUGUUGAUUUUAUCCUGAUGUAGGCUGCUCUUAGUGUGUUACUUAGUUACUAUUUGUGUGCAGAUAAGAAAGGGUAUGGUCCCACCUCAGGCAGCAUGGGACCGAUAAUUGCAUAUACAGUGGACUUGAGAUCUUAUCAAUAUAAAGAGGUUGAAAACCUCUGACCCAAAUCUCAUGUUUCCUGUAUGAUUGUUCUGUUGCCAUUUCAUUGCUUGAAAGGCAUUCAGUUCCAGGGCUUGCUGUGACUACUGAGGGAGAGCAGGCUGUUAGCAAAAGACUUGUGCGCAUCUGGCCUUACAGUGUGUUGCAAUUGUCUCCUAAUUUAUUACUGAAUGCCCUUUUUAGCUAUCCACCUAAUAUAUUACCUUUAUCACAGUUAUUUAAAAUGGACAGACUGUCCUGUAGAGGAACAAUUAAAACCCUAGGUUACCUCCAUUAGUGUUGUAUGCAGUCCUGUAUACUGACUCACAGCAAGCCUUAAAGCAGAGGAUCAACUGCUGUAGUGUCUACCAGCACCUCCUCUUAUGCACAGUUUCUUUUUUAAUGACUACUAUUCACACAGUGAUUCCUUUUGAUGUCUAGUAACUACAAACAACCAACAUCAAACAUACCACCUCUCUAACAUCUUUUGCCAAGUUUCGGCAUUUUCAGUGGACAGAAGCAAGAGAGUUUUGGAUAUUGCCUCCCCAACAUCUUUUGCCAAGUUUUGGCAUCUUCAGGAGACGGAAGCAAGAGUGUUUUUGGAUAUUGCCUCCCCAACAUCUUUUGCCAAGUUUUGGCAUCUUCAGGAGACGGAAGCAAGAGUGUUUUUGGAUAUUGCCUCCCCAACAUCUUUUGCCAAGUUUCAGUAUUAUUAAAUACGUUUUAUUGAACAAUAUCGGGCAACAGGCCCAUUAAAGUGAACAUAGUGCCCUAAACAUAAGGAAUUACAAGGCAAGUGGAGUCCAAACAAUUGAACCGAAUGUAGACGACAGGUUAGCACAUUCCAGUACAUACUGAGUAGAACGAAGGCAUCAACAACAUCACCCAACGUAGGUGCCAAGUUUCAGUAUCUUCAGAGAACGGAAGCAAAAGCGUUUUUGGCAUCAGAAAAUGUUGACACUUUCCCCAGACAUCAUCAACUCAUCCCUUGUUUGCCAAUCAUAAAUAAAUUCACCCUUUAAAAUAUUAUCAUCAUUAGCAGUGUUUCAUCAUUGCCUUCUAGCCUUGUCUAAGAUUUCUCCAGAUCUGAUCAACAGUUUCUGGGUAAGUUUCACUAUUCUACUUACCUUUUAAUAUUACAAGGUCAAAAUUUUUGUUCUUUUUUUGGAAACUCUGUCAGGGAAGUACCAAAUGCCUGGCUGGUCAUUUGAAAAACACUAGAAAUUGAUAAACACAUAAUUUUUUUUGUUUUUAACACUUUU
Molecule: messenger RNA, 2629 nt
Organism: Hyla sarda
Lineage: Eukaryota; Metazoa; Chordata; Amphibia; Anura; Hylidae
Gene: BUD23
Product: BUD23 rRNA methyltransferase and ribosome maturation factor
Exons: 12
Coding region: 146-994 (282 amino acids)
Biological process (GO): rRNA (guanine-N7)-methylation
Cellular component (GO): nucleolus
Molecular function (GO): rRNA (guanine) methyltransferase activity
Source: RefSeq, a predicted model, not a curated record